Exaiptasia diaphana is the source of this 936-nucleotide messenger RNA. RefSeq lists its product as uncharacterized. The record is from RefSeq and is a predicted model, not a curated record. NCBI's taxonomy places the organism in Eukaryota, Metazoa, Cnidaria, Anthozoa, Actiniaria, Aiptasiidae. The transcript has 2 exons. Bases 1 to 936 code for a protein of 311 amino acids.
AUGAAUGCUCAAGAAAUUCAAGCUGUGCUGAUGAUAGUUGUGGCUUUUUUAUUGUUUUUGCCCACUAUCCAGCCUCCUCUUCUAAGUUUGUCAUUGAAACAACGAAUGUUUCCCAAUUUCCAUGGCUCSAAUUUUUGUGGUCGAGAUGUGUUCAAGCUUAUUUCUGGACAGCCCUGGUUAUUCUGGCGCAACACGGGUGAAACGCCGUGUUCUUUUUGGAGACUAGCAAAUGAUCUUCUGCCUUCCUUGUCACAACUAAAUAUGGAUGGAGGACAACGAAUUCGACAACGUCGUCAAAAACUUGGAUUAAUAAAUCAAGUGUUGUUAGUAAUGAUUUGGCUGAGGAAAUAUCCCCAUUCGGAUUUGUUGUCUCUGUGGUUCGACAUCGAUCCAUCGUCUGUUGUUCGAACUAUUCAUAGAGUUUUACCACUUCUUUGGCAGUACUUCCGUAAUCAAAUCGUGUGGCCUAAUCCACUGGCAUGGAAUAAUAUGAUGGGUAGCUGGCCAGAAUUCCCAAAUGUAGUUGGUGCAAUAUAUAGUUCGCCACAUGAAUUUUAUCGUCCGUCUACGGAACGUUCACAACUGUAUUACAGUGUACACAGACAUUACCAUUGCAUGAACACACAAAUGAUUAUUGACAAUGAAGGGCGUAUUAGAUUUUUGCAGUCUGGUUUUCUGGGUAGCACGCACGAUGCCUUAUCAUUUAGACUCAUGGGACCAAUAGGAGCACUACCCGCUAAUGCAAAGUUGCUGGCAGACAGAGGAUAUCCUGAUGGUGGUUUCUUGUUAACGCCAGUUAGAGCGAACCAGCUUCGCAAAGAUAUCAAAACAUUCAAGGCAGUUGGACAGCUUUGGCGUCAUCCUCGCUGGCUUAUGCCAGCAUGUGUUGAGCAUUUCUUUCAGRAAGACGAGCUCAGGUUUUUCAGAGCUAUUUAG